AGGCUGAGGCUUUGAUGGGAUCUGAGGGUACUGAGGAGGCUGAGGCUGUGAUGGUAUCUGAGGGUUCUGAGGGAUUUCAGGGUAUUGAGGUUUUGAAGGUGUUUGAGGACUCGGAGGAGGCUGGGGAUACUGGGGUGGCUGAGGCUUUGAUGGGAUCUGAGGGUACUGAGGAGGCUGAGGCUGUGAUGGUAUCUGAGGGUUCUGGGGGAUUUCAGGGUAUUGAGGUUUUGAAGGUGUUUGAGGACUCGGAGGAGGCUGGGUAUACUGGGGUGGCUGAGGCUUUGAUGGGAUCUGAGGGUACUGAGGAAGUUGAGGAUACUGAGGGUUUUGAGGAGGUUGAGGCUUUGAUGGGAUCUGAGGGUUCUGAGGCAAUACGGGGUAUUGAGGUUUUGAAGGAGUUUGAGGACUUGGAGGAGGCUGUGGAUACUGAGGAGGCUGAGGCUUUGAUGGAAUCUGAGGAUACUGAGGAUUUUGAGGAGGCUGAAUCUUCGAUGGAAUUUGAGGGUACUGAGGAGGUUGAGGAUACUGAGGGUUUUGAGGAGGCUGAGGCUUUGARGGUAUCUGAGGGUACUGAGGUGGCUGAGGAUACUGAGGCUUUGAUGGUAUCUGAGGGUUCUGAGGAACUUCUGGGUAUUGAGGUUUUGAAGGUGUUUGAGGACUCGGAGGAGGCUGGGGAUACUGAGGUGGCUGAGGCUUUGAUGGGAUCUGAGGGUACUGAGGAAAUUGAGGAUACUGAGGGUUUUGAGGAGGUUGAGGCUUUGAUGGGAUCUGAGGGUUCUGAGGAAAUAUGGGGUAUUGAGUUUUUGAAGGAGUUUGAGGACUCGGAGGAGGCUGUGGGUACUGAGGAGGCUGAGGCUUUGGGAUCUGAGGAUACUGAGGAUUUUGAGGAGGCUGAGGCUUCGGUGGAAUCUGAGGGUACUGAGGAGGUUGAGGAUACUGAGGGUUUUGAGGAGGCUGAGGCUUUGACGGUAUCUGAGGGUUCUGAGGAACUUCAGGGUAUUGAGGUUUUGAAGGUAUUUGAGGACUUGGAGGAGGCUGAGGAUACUGAGGUGGCUGAGGCUUUGAUGGUAUCUGAGGGUACUGAGGAGGUUGCGGCUUUGAUGGUAUCUGAGGGUACUGAAGAGGUUGAUCAUACUGAGGAUUUUGAGGAGGCUGAGGCUUUGAUGGYAUCUGAGGGUACUGAGGAACUUGGGGGUAUUGGGGUUUUGAAGGAAUUUGAGGACUUGGAGGAGGCUGUGUGUACUGAGGAGUCUGAGGCUUUGAUGGGAUCUGAUGGUACUGAGGAGGUUGAGGAUACUGAGGAUUUUGAGGAGGCUGAGGCUUUGAUGGAAUCUGAGGAUWCUGAGGGUUUUGAGGAGGCUGAGGUUUUGACGGUAUCUGAGGGUUCUGAGGAACUUCAGGAUAUUGAGGUUUUGAAGGUGUUUGAGGACUCGGAGGAGGCUGAGGAUACUGAGGUGGCUGAGGCUUUGAUGGAUUCUGAGGGUACUGAGGAGUUUGAGGAUACUSAGGGUUUUGAGGAGGCUGAGGCUUUGACGGUAUUUGAGGGUUCUGAGGAACUUCGGGGUACUGAGGUUUUGAAGGUAUUUGAGGACUUGGAGGAGGCUGGGGAUACUGAGGUGGCUGAGGCUUUGAUGGGAUUUGAGGGUACUGAGGUGGUUGAGGGUACUGAGGGUUUGAUGGUGUCUGAGGAGUUUCAGGGUACUGAGGAGGCUGAGGGUACUGAAGCUUUGAGGGCAUUUGUGGAGGUUGAGAAUACUGAAGAGGCUGGGUGUACUGAGGAUUUGAUGGAGUCGGAGGAGAUUCAGGGUAUUGAGGCUUUGAUGGUGUCUGAGGGGAUUGAGGGUAUUGAGGCAGUUGGGGGUACUGAGGAGGCUGAGGGUACUGAGGCUUUGAUGGCGUCUGAGGAGAUUGAGGGUAUUGAGGCUUUGAUGGUGUCUGAGGAAGUUGAGGAUUCAAGGGUGGUUGAGAGGACUGGGAAGGUGUGGGGUACUGAGGCUGCGUCUGUGUCUGAGGAGGCUGAGGGUACUGAGGCUUUGAUGGCGUCUGAGGUGAUUGAGGGUAUUGAGGCUUUGAUGGUGUCUGAGGAAGUUGAGGAUUCAAGGGUGGUUGAGAGGACUGGGAAGGUGUGGGGUACUGAGGCUGCGUCUGUGUCUGAGGAGGCUGAGGGUACUGAGGAACCUUAGGAUACUGAAGCUUUGAUGGCAUCUGGGGGAUCAGACGGUUCUGUGUAUUUUUUUGAGAAUGAGGGCAGUCGUAGUCCGAAGGUG
Austrofundulus limnaeus is the source of this 2267-nucleotide messenger RNA. Its product is annotated as retinitis pigmentosa 1-like 1 protein. The coding region runs from base 15 to 2183 and encodes 722 amino acids. The transcript is spliced from 2 exons. The record is from RefSeq and is a predicted model, not a curated record. NCBI's taxonomy places the organism in Eukaryota, Metazoa, Chordata, Actinopteri, Cyprinodontiformes, Rivulidae.